Phanerochaete carnosa HHB-10118-sp is the source of this 355-nucleotide messenger RNA. RefSeq lists its product as uncharacterized. The transcript has a single exon. Bases 14 to 250 code for a protein of 78 amino acids. NCBI's taxonomy places the organism in Eukaryota, Fungi, Basidiomycota, Agaricomycetes, Polyporales, Phanerochaetaceae. The record is from RefSeq and is a predicted model, not a curated record.
ACGCACAAUACAAAUGUUGCCUGCCUCAGCCGCUUGUGUUCUCUGCCCAUCAGUCAGGCUGGCGGUUACCAACGCCCAACCAACUCCCGCGCAGCACGGACAGGACCCCGGGAAUCCCGCCCUCGAUCAACGAAUCAACGUCAGCCCUGUCCUCUGCGAUCUGGUCAACUCUUUCGAACCUGGAUUCGGGAUGGGGCGCUAUUACAUGGAGAUCUCGUGCGCCCAGGUUUUGCGCGCCUUCUCAUCGUAGCCUGGGACUGAUACUUAUCGAUACAAGUUUACCAAGCACCCCCGCUGAAGUCGUGUGCCCAAGUUGCGCGCUUCCCCUUCUGCUGUCCCAAAGUUAGCAAGUCUC